CACCACAUGAGCAAAAUCUUUCGCGGCACGUUUGUGGACACACCGGCCCCGGGCGAGCUUCGUAUCCGACUCGACCAUGUACUCGUGGUCGAUGGCCGGGGAUUCAUAUCGCACGUGCGGCCCGCAUCCGACCCGACGAUUCAGUCUCUGCUGAUCGCUGCUGCCUCUGCUGCUGCCGGUGCGAGCUCCAACAACGCGACCGCCAUCGUAACCGACUUGCCCGCGCACACGUUCCUGCUCCCCACGUUUGCAGACCUGCACAUCCACGCCCCGCAGUACCUGUACGCCGGCACGGGGCUGGACCAGCCCCUCAUGUCCUGGCUGGACAAGUACGCCUAUGCGGCCGAGGAGCGGGUCGACGCCGAUCCGGCCCUCGCGCACAGGGUCUACACGCAGCUCGCCAAGCGCCUGAUACAGGCGGGCACGGGCUGUGCGGUCGCUUUUGGCACGAUCGGGGUCGAGGCCAACCUUAUCCUCGCUCAAGCGUUCCAGGACGCCGGAAUUCGAGGCUUCAUUGGCAAGUUGUCCAUGGACAAUUCUCCUCGGCCCACGUACGGCGAGGCAUCGACCGCCGACUCGCUCACCUCGCUGACGUCCUUCCUGAAUGGGAUGGACGAGCUGGCGCUCCCGCUCGCGGCGCACGAGCAGCUCGUCCACCCGAUCAUCACGCCGCGCUUCGUCCCGGUGUGCUCUGACGACCUGCUCCGCGGCAUCGCCGACAUAUCGCGCGCACGUGGCGUCAAGGUCCAGAGCCACAUGUGCGAGUCGCGCGACCAGAUGGCAUGGGUCGAGGGCACGCGGGGGAAGAAGGACGAGGUGGUGUUUGACGAGGCCGGCCUGCUCACCGAGCACACGGUGCAGGCGCACGUCACGUCCUUCCCGCCCAGCCUCGUCGAGCUGGUCAAAAAGCGCGGCGUGACGGUCGCCCACUGCCCCCUGUCCAACGCGUACUUCUCCGACGCGGCCUUCCCGCUGCGCGAGGCCAUCGACGCGGGCGUCAAGGUCGGGCUGGGCUCGGACAUUGCGGGCGGGUACGCGCUGCCGCUGCAGACGCAGAUGCGCCAGGCGGUCGUUGUCGCUCGGCUGCGCGAAGGUGCGCGUCGCGAGGCGGCGUUCGCGGAUGGCACGAGCACUGCCGGCGAUGAGGGCAAGGGCCUGCGCGUCGACUGGGUCGAGGCGCUGUACCUCGCCACGCGGGGCGGCAAGGGCGCGCUCGGCUUCGGCGGGGUGUUGGAGGAGGGCAUGGAGUUUGACGCGCAGCAGAUCUCGCUUGCCGCGGACGGCGCUGGCGUCGGCCAGCUCGACCUCUUCGACCUGCCCGCGGCGCCGGAUCACGAGUGGUGGACCGAGAGCGUCGAGCGGUGGUGGUGUAAUGGCGACGACAGGAAUCGCGCUGCCGUCUGGGUGCAGGGAAGGAAGGUGAUGUGAUGGGCGAGAUGAAGGCAGCGUGACUUGACAA
Messenger RNA from Vanrija pseudolonga, 1459 nucleotides. It is a transcript of the gene guaD, whose product is annotated as Guanine deaminase. NCBI's taxonomy places the organism in Eukaryota, Fungi, Basidiomycota, Tremellomycetes, Trichosporonales, Trichosporonaceae. The transcript is spliced from 6 exons. The coding region runs from base 7 to 1428 and encodes 473 amino acids. Gene Ontology annotation, cellular component: cytosol. The record is from RefSeq and is a predicted model, not a curated record. Gene Ontology annotation, biological process: guanine metabolic process. Gene Ontology annotation, molecular function: zinc ion binding; guanine deaminase activity.